AUGGGAGAUUCCAAUUCAAGUUCACCCACCCCACGGCUGGACCUCCAAGCUUCUCUGCCCAACCCUGAGCUCACCACGGUCCUAGGAGAGGAUUGGACUUCUCCAAAAGUUCAACAAGUGGCAAGGGAAAGCCAUGGAGAAGAUGCAAAAGUCCAUGGACAAGAUGGUGAGCAAGAUCAAGAGUUUGGAGAAGAAAGUUUCUGGUUCUUCAAGCAAGAAGAAGUCCAAGGCCCCACUUCCCUAGGAGUAGGUCACUCCUCACCACCCAAAGGAGGCUCCCUGCCCAAGAGCCUCACAGAGCCUCUUCUUUCGAGCCAAGGGAAGGAGAACAACACGCAGAGAAGGAGGAAGAGUUCCAAGGCCAGACGCUCCAGCUCGACCACCGGACUCGAUCGAGUCCAAACAGAGGAAACUCAACUCGAUCGAGCUGACGGUCGAGUUGACCUGGAGGAGCCCCAGUUUGAGAUCCUGGAUUCGAAUACGAUCAACCCAGUACCAGGACUUCUCAGACCUGGACCCCUACAACCGUUCGAGCGAGCACAACUCCACCAAGGCCAAGGAAGCCACACCACUUUGAAGAUGAAGAAGAGAGGAAGAGGAGCCACAAGCUCGAUCGAGUGA
This is a messenger RNA of Microthlaspi erraticum, 621 nucleotides long. The record is from the annotation of a GenBank genome assembly. Lineage: Eukaryota; Viridiplantae; Streptophyta; Magnoliopsida; Brassicales; Brassicaceae.